Tremella mesenterica DSM 1558 is the source of this 1482-nucleotide messenger RNA. RefSeq lists its product as uncharacterized. NCBI's taxonomy places the organism in Eukaryota, Fungi, Basidiomycota, Tremellomycetes, Tremellales, Tremellaceae. The coding region runs from base 1 to 1482 and encodes 493 amino acids. The transcript has 3 exons. The record is from RefSeq and is a predicted model, not a curated record.
AUGCCACCUUUAUCUCUUUCCUCGGGCACUUUAAACCUCAAGUUUAUGCAACGUGCCAAAUCUACACCUCCCGUCACACCCGUCUCAACUUCAAUCACCGCAAGACCGGCAGUUUCGACCGAAGUGGAAUCCCUAGACUUGGGAUCUCAUACCCCCUCGGGCACGGCAGAAGAGAUGAAAGUGACUAGUGUACAGUUGGGUAUUGAACAAGCUGCUAAAUGGUCUUUACCUCGGAAGAAAGAGAGCGGGAAGAAAGUAGGGAACAAAGUGGAAUUGGAAGGAUCUUAUAUGGAUUUUAUAGGGUCUACGGAAGGAAGAAAAGCUUUUGGGAGGUUAGAGAAGAAAGAAAAAGGGGAAGAUGAUCAAGGAGAUGAAGAAGAAACCGAAGAGAUUCAAGUGGGUAAGAAAGAAGAAAAGGUAGAAGAAGUCGUGCGAGUCAAAUCACAACCUACCAAAAAACGUAAAGAACAAACGGCAUUUGAAAAAAGACGUUUUCUUCGUCCUGGAGAAUUAACAUCCGAACAAGAUGGCGAAGACGAUAUUCCAUCUACACAAAAUCCAACUUCAUCUGUUCCUUCCAUCACUGACCGGCCGAUGGUAUCGAAGACGAUAGUGGGAAAUGACAAAACUCACAAGUUCAUCUCGUUGGAAACAGUUGAGAAGGGAAAAGUGUUGACCUCUGAACAUGAAGAGUAUAAUGUCGACGCCGAACAAAACACCUCGAUUCCUUUCGACGCAAAAGAAAGUGGAGUCGGAGGUAAAGCUAGGUCUGUGGUGAAAGAGGGAGGAAAUGAAGUCACAGUACGAUUGAAUAACUCCGAGGUAAAGAAGAAAGAUCUUGCAACCGACGUAAAAAUAGGAAUUACUAAGUCUGUAACUUCGCUCGAAUCUAUUGCUCAACUUGUCAAUGUGUCUACUCCAAAGGAAGAUGGUAAAGUGAGAAGAAAGAGGGAUAGGAAACCUAAAGUCGUCACGAACAACUCUACAGAUAUUCUCACAGGGGAUGUUAAACCUCUUAAGGGGGAUAUGGUUUCUGAAACACAAGAGAAUGGGAAUGGGAGUGGGAAUGGAAGAAGACGUAGAAAACGGAAAUCUGAUACUUUACCUGGCUCUAAUAUCGAUAACAAUACGACAAAAGAUGGAGAGAGCACGGGGAAGAAUCAAAAAGCAUCUUUGGAGGAUACUCCCGGUGAAUCUACGAAGGUGGGGGUGAUACACAAUAAGAAACGGAAGAAGGAACUCAAGAUGGUCAUUCCACAAACACUGGAAGAGGGUGAAAUAGUGAUCAAGAAGAAAGAUCAAGGACAGGAGAAGGUAAAUCCGGAUAAGGCGUUGAAUGAGGAUGGUGGUAUACUUGUCAAAAGGGGUAUCAAAGAUGAUGAUUUAGUCAGUGAGAAAGAGGAAGAAAUUAAGAACGAACAGACUAAAAGGAAAAGGAGAAGGAAGAGGAGUAAAAAGAUUGAUGGGAAAAAUGAAGAAUAG